AUGUUGAAGUAUCUGAAGAACUCAGAGACCGCGAAAACCGAGGGUGAGUCGAAUGGCGCUAGUCCCGAUGAGUCGGACGUUGUUGGAGGACCAGAUGCGCAGUCUGAAGCGAACUCUGAUCCCGAAGCUCCCGGGAAUCGGGAGUCAGAGUUUGAGAGCGCGACAUAUGACGGAGCAAAUGAUCCGCGAUCGCGAGUCGAGGAAGGAGAUCCCGUGCCCACCGAGCUCACGGCAUCGGAGUUCUUGGACUCGAACCCCGGAGAAGUCAUCAACGAAUCUCUUGACGCUCUUAUAUCGGACCAGCCAGAGGAAAAUGGAGUUAGAAAUGAAGCCGGAACGAGCAUCUCAGACAUAGGAAACUGGCCUUAUGAGAUCUCUGACCCCAUGCGAAUGUCCAUAAUGAGCCUCGGUCCCGAAGUGGUGCGACACAUCGAAAGCGAUUUUGCUGGGACAGCUCGAUCAGGUGUAUCGGCCAGAGGUAGUGUCAGAAAUUUGACUCGAGAUUGGUUCUACCGGAGGUUGACGAACGGCGAGAAGAUUCUGAGAUCGUGGAUGAUGUAUUCACCGUCGAAGGGUGCGCUCUUCUGUUUCUGCUGCAAACUUUUCAGAAGAAACGCCUCCGUGGGAUCAGCAUUCGCUUCCACGGAUGGCUUUACUAAAUGGUGGAAACUCAACCCACGACUUGAUCAUCACGAGAGCAGCCAGGCACACAUUUCUUGCUUUACGCAAUGGAAGGCUCUGGAAAUGUCCAUUGAACACCGGGGUACCAUAGAUGAAGCAACUCAAGAGGCGAUUCGAUCGGCGGAGAGCAAAUGGAAGACUCUCCUCGAGCGCUUUCUAGAUAUCAUCCGGUUCAUUGCAAAGCAGAAUUUGGCCUUGCGGGGUCAUCGAGAGAGCCUCGAUGAUCAGUCGUUGACGAAUAAGGGAAACUUUCUAGAAUUGGUUCAACUCUUGUCGAAAUAUGACCCAGCUCUCAGAGAGCAUUACACGAAACUGCGAUUGGGAAGUAAGAACGAGAAAUCUUACAUGUCGCCAACGAUUCAGAACGAGAUAAUCGGUCUGUUAGGGAAUCAGGUUAGGAGAGAAAUCAUUGAGCAAGUUAAGGAGGCCAAGUAUUUCUGCAUCAUUUUUGACAGCACGCCUGACCUAUCACAUAAGGAUCAGAUGAGUCAUAUGUUGCGGUAUGUAAAAAUGGAUGGAAAGAAAGUUGAAGUAUUAGAAUCGUUCAUCGAUUUCAUUGAAGCCGAGGGCAAAACAGCGGAGGAGUUGACGAGCCUGAUCUUGGGAGCAAUCGCGACGGCCGGACUCGACAUCCAGAACUGUCGGGGUCAGGCGUAUGAUAACGCUUCCGUCAUGGCCGGUAAACAUUUAGGCGUUCAAGCGCGAAUCAGAGUGGUAAAUCCCUUCGCCCAAUUCGUAGCAUGCUCCAAUCAUUCAUUGAAUCUCGUUGGUGUUCAUGCCGCCGCCGAAGCUGUAGGCUCUGUUACCUUUUUUGGCACUCUGGAGCGUAUUUUCACGUUUUUCUCCUCGUCCACGGGUCGAUGGAGCAAGCUUAUCGCCGUUACGAAUUGCGGGGUGAAACGGACGAUCGAAACUCGUUGGAGCUCCCGGUACGAAGCAGUCCUCGUGACAAAGAAAUACUUUUCGGAAAUCCUAAAUGUUCUAGAACGACUAACAGGGAUCGACGAGAACACGGCAACGCGAUCGGAUGCCGGGCUUCUCCUGCGAGCUUUGGAGUCGUUCUCCUUCUUGUGCUAUUUGAGUUUCUGGUCCGAUAUACUUCGUGAAAUAAAUGAUGCUCAGCGGUACUUGCAAACGAGGGGCCUUGAUAUCCAUAAGAGCGCUCUGAAAAUUGGUGCAUUGAAGGAGUGGCUCAGUUGCGAACGAGACGACAUUAUUUCCAAUGGUUUUGAUUACGCAAAAAGUCUUUGCGAUGAUCUCGGAAUUGAGAUUCCGUCUCGUCGCAUCAGGAAACGCAGGAAACAAUUCGACGACACAUCCGAGGAUGCCAAUCUGACUUUCGAGCAGGAACUCAAACGUGAAAUGUACGCUUCUUCUGAUAGGAUCCUUCAGGAGAUGACGACGAGAUUCGAACAGCUGCGAGACUUGGACGAAAAGUUCGGCUUCUUGAAACCCGCGCAGCUCCUGGAGGAGAAUUCUGAGAGCGAUCUCGACCACGCCCCCCCUGACAUCGACAGAGCAGAAUUCCUGGAGGAGCAGAAAAGGCUGCAACAGUUCGUGAAAGUCUGCUCAGAGCAAGAAAGGACCCGUAUCAUGAACGAAGGGCCCCUGGAGCUCCUACAGUUCAUCCGAGAAUUCAACCUCGAUAUCUGUGUGCCGAACAUCGUAAUUUGUUUGCGGAUAUUUCUGACAGUCGCAAUCAGUUCGGCCAGUUGCGAGAGAAGUUUCUCGAAGUUGAAGCUCAUCAAGAGCUACAUGCGGUCCACUAUGAGUCAAGCGCGGCUGUCCAACCUCGCGAUUCUCUCCAUAGAAAAUGAGAUCGCAAGCAGGAUUGACAUGGAGGGAGCGAUCAAGGAGUUCGCGACUCUGAAGGCGCGUCGAGUGCGAUUCUAA
Molecule: messenger RNA, 2574 nt
Organism: Galendromus occidentalis (western predatory mite)
Lineage: Eukaryota; Metazoa; Arthropoda; Arachnida; Mesostigmata; Phytoseiidae
Exons: 1
Coding region: 1-2574 (857 amino acids)
Molecular function (GO): protein dimerization activity
Source: RefSeq, a predicted model, not a curated record